AUGAGUAUCCAGCCCCCCCCACACAUAGCCACUGGGUCACCUCUCCUGACCUCGUCCAUCAAUGACCUAACGGGGGAGGCGGCGGUCCUUGAAACAGCCAUCAAGGGGAACGACACUUACCAGGUGAAGCGACUGUUGGAACUACACCACGACAAAUUCCAGAUUGACCUACACGGGAGCAUCCUGGACAAGUGGUCGUGUGAUACCGGGAGCCGCUGUGUGUCUCAAGACGUCGAAAUACUCCUGCGCAAGUCCCAGACACUCAUUGACAGACGUGGUGAGGCUGCUGCUGCGGUACGGCGUGGAGCCCAACAGGGGGGCGUGCUGUCCCUGGGAGGUGGCGGAGGCACAGCGGGCACCGCCCCGGGGCCGCGGCAGCGCCUGUCCCCUCGGGUGUCCCCCACCAGCGUGCUCAGCGUGGACCGCCGCUCCCUCAACACGGGCCACGGCUCCCUCAUGGGCUCUCCGUCGCCACGCUCCUCACCCAGAGCCUCCCCACGAGGUUCCCCCAGAGGUUCUCCGCGUUGCUCGCCCCGCUCGGGCUCCCCCAGGCCAUUCUCCCGGCCGUCCUCCCCGCUGGCGGGGUGUGACCGGGGCAGUCCCCGCGCGCCCUCCCCAAGGGCAGCCUCGCCCAUCCACUUCGUGCCGCCGCCCGUCCCCUACAGUGACCCCGAGGUGCGGCUGCGACCCCGCCCGCUGCCCCGUCAGUUUGGGGUGGGGGACGCGGCGCGCGUGGACGAUGAGCGGGGCCGCUCCCGCGCCGAUGUGAGCGCCGCCGCCAGGAAGGAGCCGCACGGCCUGGAGGCCCGCAGCGACUCUGUCAAGAAGGUGUCGGGUGGCGCGCGCCCCUGGCGGAAUGGGGCGUCUGAGGAGCGGCCGAGGACGGGGAUCGGCAGCGAGCAGUCAGCGGCGGCGGCGGCGCCGGCGGGGCGGGGCGCGGGUGGCGGAGAGCGAGGGAAGGAGAAGAGCAGGUCACCAGGCACGGCGGAGGGGCGCAGCAUCAUCAAGGAGGACCCGCGGCCCGAAAUGUCCCGGGACGAGGGCGUGGCGCGGAAGGACAGCUCUACGCGGCGGGUGUCGUGGGUGCCCGGCGUCACCGACAAGGCCGCCGCCAGCAGGGACAAGCCUGCCUACAAGAGGAGACACUCUGCGGUGGUCAAGUCCAGCGAGGUGACCUUCCAGCGGCAGCGGUCCUUCUCCCUGGACAGCCAGCAGCAGGUGCGGCUGACGGUGGCGGGGUCAGCGUCAUGGCUGCUGGUGCCGCGGCCCGUCAUUUCCACGGAGAACAGCACCACUCGGCUGGCGGAGCCCCGCGGGGAGAGGGACCGCUCCGAGCCCCGCUACUUCACCUUCUCCGACGUGCACCCCUGCACCUGGGAGGGCGCCGCCCGUCCCGGCACCACCUCCUCCAGCAGGAGACACGAAGCGAACAGCGGUGCGGGGGACCCGUCCGCCACCUCCAGGUUCCUGGUGCUGAACCCUGACGUGCCCCGCGAGCGGCUGGUGACGUACACGAGCAGCGAGGGCACACGCCUCACCUUCGCUGACCUGUACACGCGGGAUUACCUGUACACGCUGCCUGUGCUGUUCCUGGCGGCGGCGCGCGGCCACUCCGCCAUCACCUACCUCCUCCUCAAGUACGGCGCCUCGGCAGGGGUCACCGACACCUUUGGCAACACCCCUCUGCACCUGGCGGCCUGCCAGAUGCACGUGGCUUGGGAGAGCGUGCUCGACCUGCUGGAGUUUGGCGCGCCCAUCUCGCGGCCCAACACGGCGGGCACCACGCCCCUGCAUCUGCAGCCCGCCCUAGUCAAGCUUCAGGAGCAGCUGGUGCUGGACUGCCUGGCCACCUUCGAGCCGCCCGCGCGGCCUGAGCCAGACCCGGUAACUUCCUCCAGUCGGGACCUGGCCGCCGCGCCCGUCCGUCAGUCCUCCAACUUGCUGCGGCGCCUCCAGGGCGUGACCAGUAGAGACAAGAGCACCACCGCGGCUGCUGCCGCCGCCACUGCCUGCCCCGCGGCCGCCACCGCCGCUCCAGCCGCCGCAUCAUCCAGUUUACGUGGACGGGUGGCGGCGGGGCGCGCAGGGGCGGUGAGGGGAGAGCGAGAGGAGGACGCUGGCGGCAUGCCUUCGGCGGAACCCAGCGCGGCGCUGCUCACCACUUCGGGCAGCAUCAGGAGCCGCGGGGGGUCUGCCACGGGCCCGGGGCCUGACUACCGCAGCAAGGAACUGACGUGGGAGACCCUGAGUCACUUGGGCAGCCGCAGGAGAAUUCGUCAGCUGCACGAGGAGGGGAUGGACUCCGAGGACGGCGCCAAGACCACGGUGGCGGAGGCUGAGCGCAGCAUCGCCCUGCUGAAGCGGCUGAGCGGCAGCGUGGAGUGCCUGGGCUUCAUCACGCGCCACCUGCUCACCUCCGCCGCCAACAUCCUGGACUUCUACGAGCGCUGCACGGAGGCACACCUGCACACCUGCUUCAGCUCUCUCCUGCACCACCUCCUCAAGAACAUCCUGGAGCUUCUGUGCACCACCAACGGCAGCGGCUCACUCAGCAACGGGGGCGGUGACGGCGACACUGCAGGAGGCAUACCAGGAGCUGCAGGAAAGCGAGGCGAGGGGGCCGCUGCCUUGUGCCUCCUGGUGAAGCUGUGUGCGUGUCUCCUGGCGGGGGUGCAGGAGCUUCAGUUCACGGCAAUGACCACGCUGAACAAGGUCAUAGACGCCGCCGUGGUGCACAGGAUUGGUGACCUCAGCAUUGACCUCGAUCACCACCUCCUCCCGCCCGGCUCCUCCUCCGCCGCCUCCUCCGUCAGCUCCACCACGGCCUCCGCUGCUGAUAGGCGCGGCAAGGUGCAGCCUCUCUUCGUGGGCGUGACGGUGGGGCGGCUGGCGCGGCAGGACAGCAGGACGGGCAGCGUGGUGAGCAGUGGGGGAGAAGCAGCACCGCCCCCGCCGCCCCCGCCACCCCCAGGCACAGGCGCGGGCAGCCCUGGCACGCCGGAGGUCAGGGGCGGGGCGCGGGACGGCGGGGCGGGGGCGGCGUGGCGGGCAUGGGGCACUACGGCCAGUGGAUGAUGAUGUGGGCGGCAACACUCCCCCGUGCCGCCCGACCAGCCGCAGAACACCACCUCCAUCAUUGGAACGCUGGCCAGUAUCUCAGCAGUGUCGAUUUUAAACGUGAUGCACAAUGCCAUUACACUGCACAAGAGAACAGUGGGGGCCAAACAGCAGUGCCAGCCCUCGCAACG
This is a messenger RNA of Scylla paramamosain (green mud crab), 3248 nucleotides long. RefSeq lists its product as uncharacterized. The transcript has 12 exons. Gene Ontology annotation, molecular function: protein binding. The record is from RefSeq and is a predicted model, not a curated record. NCBI's taxonomy places the organism in Eukaryota, Metazoa, Arthropoda, Malacostraca, Decapoda, Portunidae. The coding region runs from base 1 to 3075 and encodes 1024 amino acids.